Fusarium venenatum is the source of this 2217-nucleotide messenger RNA. RefSeq names its product catalase-like domain-containing protein. Gene Ontology annotation, biological process: hydrogen peroxide catabolic process; response to oxidative stress. Gene Ontology annotation, molecular function: catalase activity; heme binding. NCBI's taxonomy places the organism in Eukaryota, Fungi, Ascomycota, Sordariomycetes, Hypocreales, Nectriaceae. Gene Ontology annotation, cellular component: cytosol. The record is from RefSeq and is a predicted model, not a curated record.
AUGACCGAGCAAGUUACAGGAGCUAUCAAGCACGCAGUUAUGGGUCACAAGAACGACAAGAUCGACCAGCUCAAGGCCAACAUGGUCGAGCCCAGCGAAAACACCCGAAUCACCUCCGAUUAUGGUGUCAAGCAGAACAACACUGACAACUGGCUGCGCGUUGCAACUGAGGACCAAACGGGUCCCUCACUUUUGGAAGACGCCUUCGGUCGCGAGAAGAUUCACCGAUUCGACCACGAGCGUAUCCCCGAGCGUGUUGUCCAUGCCCGCGGUGCUGGCGCCCACGGUACCUUCAGACUUUUCGAGUCAGCUGCCGACGUGACCAAGGCUGGCAUCUUUACCGACACCUCGCGAGAGACACCCGUUUUUGUUCGUUUCUCGACUGUUCUAGGAAGCCGCGGCUCUGCCGAUACCGUUCGCGAUGUUCGCGGUUUCGCCAUCAAGUUCUACACUCAGGAAGGAAACUUCGACAUUGUCGGGAACAAUAUCCCUGUUUUCUUUAUCCAAGACGCGAUGAAAUUCCCUGACGUUAUUCACGCCGGAAAGCCCGAACCACAUAAUGAGGUUCCUCAGGCGCAGUCCGCGCACAACAACUUCUGGGAUUUUAUGUUUGAGCACUCCGAGGCGACUCAUAUGCACACGUGGGCCAUGUCCGAUCGAACAAUUCCCCGAUCUUACCGCAUGAUGCAAGGUUUCGGCGUCAACACCUUUACUCUGGUCAAUGAAAAGGGCGAGCGACGAUUCGUCAAGUUCCACUGGACACCCGAGCUUGGAGUCCACUCACUUGUCUGGGAUGAGGCUCUCAAACUUGCUGGUCAAGACCCUGACUUCCACCGUAAGGAUCUUCAAGAGGCUAUCGAGAACGGCGCUUUCCCCAAGUGGAAGUUCGGUAUCCAGGUUUUGGAGGAAUCUCAGGAGCAUGACUUUGACUUUGAUAUCCUCGACGCCACCAAGGUUUGGCCCGAGGACCUCAUCCCUGUCCGAUACAUUGGCGAGCUCGAGCUCAACCGCACUGUCGAUGAGUACUUCACCGAGGUGGAGCAGGUUGCUUUCUGCACUAGCCACCUUGUUCCUGGCAUUGGAGCCUCUGACGACCCUCUUCUCCAGGGCCGAAACUUUUCGUACCAAGAUACUCAACUCAGCCGACUGGGAACCAACUGGGAAGAGCUUCCCAUCAACAAGCCAGUGUGCCCUGUCAUGAACUUCAACCGCGAUGGUGCUAUGCGACACACCAUAUCCAAGGGCAAGGUCAACUACUGGCCCAACCGUUUCAGCCAUCAACCUCCUGCCACAGCUAGCGAGGGCGCCUACGUCGAUUACGCGGCAAAGAUUGCUGGUAUGAAGCAGCGAACUCUAAGCAAGAAGUUCAAGGACCACUUCUCCCAAGCCCAACUUUUCUACAACUCUCUUUCCGAGAUUGAGAAGGCUCACAUUCAGGCCGCUUACUCUUUUGAGUUGGACCACUGUGACGAGGCUAUCGUCUACGAGCGCUUGACUGAGCGCCUCGGUGAAAUCGAUGGCGACCUUGCCAACACCAUUGCCGAGAUGGUUGGUGGCAAGAAGCCUUCUAACCCCAGGCCCAACCCCGGAAAGAAGGCCAAGAACCUGAGUCAGCUGGACUUCGUCCCUGAGACUCCUACCAUCAAGUCUCGACGAAUUGCCAUCCUAAUUGCUGACGGUUACGACCCUGUCGCCUUCAACGCGAUGUACGCUGCUAUCCAGGCUCAGAGCGCUCUUCCCUUCGUCAUCGCUCCUCGCCGAUCAACCAUCUUCUCUGCCGACGAGGAUCCGUCUUCUUCAAAGGGUCUCACGCCUGGGCACCACCUUGAAGGCCAACGUUCCACCAUGUUCGACGCCAUCUUUGUUCCUGGCGGUGCAAAGUCCAUUGAGACUCUUUCCAAGAACGGCCGCGCUCUGCACUACGUCCGAGAGGCUUUUGGUCAUCUGAAGACCAUUGGUGGUACUGGAGAGGCUGUCGACUUCAUCAACAAGGCGAUCCAGCUCUCUGAAGUUGCUCUGUCCUCCACUGACGGCAGUGGUGUUGUUGACAGCUACGGUGUGGUUACUCUCAAGAAUGCUUCGCCCGACAGCCUUAAGGAGAUUGUUACAGUUGCUUCCGAUGCUAAGGGAUUCCUGGAGAAGUUUGUUUACAACGUUAGUUGCCAUCGCAACUGGCAGCGAGAGUUGGAUGGUCUCAGCACCAUGGUUGCGUACUAA